This is a messenger RNA of Myxozyma melibiosi, 1075 nucleotides long. Its product is annotated as golgi membrane protein-like protein. Gene Ontology annotation, cellular component: membrane; trans-Golgi network. The record is from RefSeq and is a predicted model, not a curated record. Gene Ontology annotation, biological process: vesicle fusion with Golgi apparatus; endoplasmic reticulum to Golgi vesicle-mediated transport. The transcript is spliced from 4 exons. NCBI's taxonomy places the organism in Eukaryota, Fungi, Ascomycota, Lipomycetes, Lipomycetales, Lipomycetaceae. The coding region runs from base 81 to 893 and encodes 270 amino acids.
GUGGACAUCGACACGCAGGCACAGGAACGGCGCUGAAGACACCGCGAAGGACAGCAAGAAGAAGCAUCAGCAGAGAAGAAAUGGCGUAUGCAAAUCAAUCACAGCAGCAGCAGUACGGCGACUCUGCGAACCUGCAGUUCUACUCCUCCAACUACGAUGCGCCGAUCAACGCCCCGGCCGGCGGACGAUUCAGCACCAGCCGGAGCGGGAUGGGCGGCGUGACUCCGCAGUACUCGUCUGCGUUUGGCGGCAGCAGCACUGGAGCUGCUGGAGCGGGUGGGGCGGCGGACGGUAUGUCUGCUGCUGCGAGCGGUGAACGGUUGAGUCGUGGAUUGCUGGCUGCAUUUGGAACUGGCGGGUAUUCUGAUGAACCUCCGUUGCUGGAAGAGCUUGGAAUCAAUUUCGGACACAUAAAGUCAAAGACAUUAACCGUCCUCAAUCCCCUGGCCAGAGUAGAUCAAAACAUCAUGGACGACUCCGAUCUCGCCGGUCCUAUUCUCUUUUUCCUCCUCUUUGGCACCUUCCUCCUCCUAUCUGGCAAGAUUCAUUUCGGCUACAUCUACGGCGUCGCGCUGCUGGGAUCAAUAUCGCUGCAUUUCAUCAUGAACUUGAUGGCCACCACCGGCGGUAUCGACUUUAUCAGAACUGCGAGCGUGCUUGGUUAUUGUCUGCUUCCGCUUGUUGUCACUUCUGCUAUUGGCAUCAUCGUCUCUGUCGACAACUUCAUCGGCUACCUCUUCUGCGCGCUCUCCAUAUUCUGGUGCACAUACUCCUCCUCCGCAAUGUUCGUCGCCGUCCUCCAGCUCUCAGACAUGAGACCGCUGGUAGCAUACCCGCUCAUGCUGUUCUACAGCGUCUUCGCAGUCAUGACCAUCUUUGCCGAUAAGGCAUGAAUGACCUUUUCUGAUCUGUCAUCUUGAAAUCCUCUCCCUCGGGUGAUUCAGAGGAGGUGAUUCAAAGGAGAGGGUGAUGGGAGGAUGAACUUGACUCUUCUUGCGCGGUUGGCGGAUGCAUUUGUAAAAUAAUAAGAGUGUAUAAUUUGGGUCUUUUAAACGGGUUAAAAACAUAGUUCUUG